AUGAAGUCUUCAAUAUUGAAUACACUUUUUAUCUUAACAAUAGCAUAUUUAAUAGUUCAAGUACAAAAUAAGGAAUGUACGUGCGGUAGUUUGGGACAAGGUUCAAAUCCUUGCACUUCUAACGAGGUUGUUGUGAAAGCUACAAAAUUACCAAAACCUACACAUUAUGUAUCACCACAAGAAAUCAAGAAUGCUGCAAAUGCAAAAAUUAGUCAAACUGAUUGCUCUAAUUCACAAAGUAAUAGCAACUCUAUUCCUCAAAGUAGCAGUGAUUCAAAGAGCAAUACUUGUGGAUGUAAUGAAAAUACAUACAAUAACAAUAAUUUAAAAACACAAAGUGAAAGUAGUGCAACUGCAUAUAGCUGUUCUGGUUCAACUAAUUCUGAUAAUUCUAAUGAAUCUAAACAAAAUUUAGAAACAUUGGAAGAUUCUAAUAAUUUCAAUGGCAAUGUUGCACCUAGAUUUUCACCAAUUGGAGAUUUAUGUUAUCCUCUUCCAAUAGAACCUAAUAGUGGAAAAUUAAUAGAAAAAACUAAGGUUACACCAGCUUAUCCUGGCAAACUUGUAUGUUGUCCUCCUUCAAUUCCUUAUGAAACAUGUAUAAACACAGCUAUUGGAAAAACUGAAAUUAUAUCUAAUUCUGAUCCCAAAUCAUUUAGUACAUCUAAUUCAUAUGGAAAUAUGAACUUUGAAACAAAUUCUGCAAUGUAUAAUAAUUUACCUAUUUUUAAUUUAAAUAAUGGAAAUGGACAAAAACAAUAUUCAAAAAUGAGCAGCAGUUCUUCAGAUUGUUUUGAUUAUAUUACAGAUGAAAUUCAAGAUCAUAAUUCAUAUCCAGCAGCAAUGCCAGCAGAUGCAGUUUCUCUUACUCUUGCAUACAAAAAUCUUCGUGCGCCAAAUGUAAUUUAUAGACAAGGAAAACAAUUUGUUCCAGAAGAUAAAUUAUCUUUUGGUCAUAGAACACUACCAACUGAUGUAAAAAAUGAAAAUCAAAUUCUUGAUAUUGCAGAAGAAAAAUUAGUAACAGUUAACAAACCUGUUGUAGAAUUAAAAUUAGCACCUCCAAAAACUGUUGUUAUUGGUUCCUAUGAUGAACAAGAAGAGGCUAAAUUAGCAGAACUUGAAGCAAUUGAACGUGAAAGUAUAACACAAGAAGAAACUUCUAAUCAAAUGUCAGAAAGUCUUAUUACUUACAAAGAUUUAGGCUAUGCACCAGUAAAUGCAAAUUAUCCAAAAUCUACAAGUUAUAAUCAAGGAAUAAGCAAUAUGAAAAUUGAUGAGAGUGAAGAAGAACCAUGUGGAUCUUUGGGACCAUCUAGACCAGAUUAUAUUCCAGGCAGAAUAAUAGUCCAAGAAAAUCUUUUUAAUGAAAAUAUGGAACUUCAGACUUCAGGAUCUAAGUCAUGUCCAACAUAAUAUAUCAAAUAAUGCAAGAUUUGAUUUUUUAAGUUCAAAUUAUACUAAAAUUGUACAUUAAAAUUUUUUGUUAAUAAAUGAAAAAUUAUUUAUUUUUUU
Apis laboriosa (Himalayan honeybee) is the source of this 1515-nucleotide messenger RNA. Its product is annotated as probable protein kinase DDB_G0277539. NCBI's taxonomy places the organism in Eukaryota, Metazoa, Arthropoda, Insecta, Hymenoptera, Apidae. The coding region runs from base 1 to 1416 and encodes 471 amino acids. The transcript is spliced from 5 exons. The record is from RefSeq and is a predicted model, not a curated record.